CCAUCAGUGUAGAAAUAUCAGUUUGUAGAAAUAUCAGUUCGUAGAAAUGCUCAAGCAGGAGGAGGCAUGAAAUGAUAAGUUGUAAACAAUCAGUGUUGAGAGUCGAAAACUUUGAAUACCGUUUACACCUAUUGAGAUUUGUAAUCACAAUACUAUGUAGUCUUCAAACAAUUUUUAAAGUUCUCACAAAAUGUUUAGUAUAUCGGUUCACUACACUAAUCUCCACAACAAUAAACACACAUUAAGCUUUUUUAAUGCAUUUGAAUCGUAUUAAACUUGAAAAAUAGGAGAGACCAAUAUAAGAAGAUCAGUCCUGCCAACCUCUUGAUAUGACUCUUGCUUCUCCAUGGAACUGUCAUUUAAAAACAGACUGCAAAGUUUUAAUUACAGGCAAUAAUCUGAUAUUUCAGUCUACUAGGAAUCAAAUCUAUAAUAAUUAGUGUAAUAAAACGAGUGUUAAUAAAACCAAUAUAAGAAGAUCAGUCCUGCCAACCUCUUGAUAUGACUCUUGCUUUUCCAUGGAACUGUCAUUUAAAAACAGACUGCAAAGUUUUAAUUACAGGCAAUAAUCUGAUAUUUCAGUCUACUAGGAAUCAAAUCUAUAAUUAGUGUAAUAAAACGAGUGUUAAAUGUUGAAAAAUAGCGCAAAUAAUUGAUUUGGUAGCAGAUAAUGAUGACAGUAGCCGUGCAAGUAGCAGAGAGUGGCAAAAGAUCAUCAUGUCAAGAUAUCAUCAAUUGAAUGAUAAUUUAUUUGAAAAUUUAAGAGUGGCUGUAUGCGAUGUUGUGUUUGCAGUUGAGAGGAGAGCAGGUGUGACUAGGACCGACCACAGGGUGUGACUAGGGUCAUGGCCAUGUGUCUAAUGUCAAUUUUCAUCAGAUCAGUCUUCAAACUAGACAAGGGUUUGUCUCAGCCUACAAUGGAGACUAGUGAAUGAAGAGGCUUGAAGUUGGUGACAUUGUAUACUUUCAACAUGAAUAUCUCGACCAGUGUGGGUCUCUUCACCCAUGAGUCAGUGAUGAACGCUUUGGUAACAGAUCUAAUGUCAUCAUCAUCAUCAUCAUCUCCUACAUCUGUAGUAGAGCGAUUCACUUGUUUAGUAAUCAGUGAUUCUGAGUUUGACAUACUCGAUUCUAAUGCCUUGCAAAGCGAUAAGCUCAAAGAACUAUCUCAAACAAUAAGGGACACUUAUAUGGAUGAUGGAUCAAGCAGAAAUAGCUGUAGUGAUCUAUUGCAAACAAACGUCAUUUCUUCAUUAUUACACAAUCAACAUUUGUCCAGCCCUAUGACUGCGCCUUUAAACACCGCUGGAACUGUGGAUGUAGAAGCUGCUGAUGUCAAGUGUUGUAAAAGCGAAUGCUUUGACUGUCAGAUCACCGUACAUAAAAGUGUCAGGGCGUCCAUGCUAGAUUUCAUUCAAAGUUUGGAAAAAUCAACAACAAACACCCCUGUUAAACUUCUAUUGUGUGAUGAGCUGCAAUCAAGUGGAUUGUACAAGUUAGUGCAGACUCUCAAGGAUACUAGAAUCACUCACCUCAAUCUUUGUAAUAAUGGUAUAGACAGUAAUCGAGUAAUUAAUUUAAAAAAACAUGUGCACAGCACAGUAAUCAAAAACCUUAAUUUUAAUAGAAAUGAAAUCAAAGAGAAAGUUUUUCAGUAUUUGAGUAAUUUUUUGAGAGAAACUCAAAGAUCUCUUUUUAUUGAUGUGAGGGAAGUGUAUCUCAACGAUUCGGGAUGGGAUGUAACUACAAUAUCAGAAAACUCGGCUAAAACUUAUCUUUGUAGAAGUCACGAUUGCAUAGGCCCCAAAUAUGUAAAAUCAGUUUUAGACAAAGAAAAAAUAUAUUGUCUAUAUCUUUCUUCGGAAAUCAAUCUUAAAAUCUUUCGAUUCUUUUCGCCAUAUUUGGUAGAAUCAUGUGUUACUAACCUCAUUCUGUUUGGCUGCAAACUGGGCAACGAUGGUGUAAAGACUUUGGCUUCAGUGCUAAAAGACUCACAAAUAUGCUUACUCGAUCUAAGUGGCAACCAUAUAAAUUGCGAUGGCUUGGAAGUGUUAGCUCCCUGUCUAGUGAAUUCAAUGAUUAAUUCUUUGCAUUUAUCCGAUAAUGAAUUCCGCAGGGCUGGUAUAAAUAGUCUCUCUCAUGUUUUGCCAGAUACAAAAAUAACUUCACUUGAUCUCAACAAUAGUUGUUUUGGUGAAAGAUGCUUUGAUGUAUUUUCGGCCUGCCUGGUUAAUACAAAGAUAACGUCGCUUGGCUUCUUGGGUAAUGUUCCUAGUGAUUGUAAUGAAAUGAGAUAUUUAGCAGUUGGAGUAAAAAACUCACAAAUAAGCUCAAUUGAACUUGGCUCCAAUAAUAGAGGUGAUGCUAUUAUUCAGUUACUCUCAUUAUUAGUGGUGGGCUCACAGCUCACUUCUAUAUCUUUGUAUAAUUUUGCAUUAAACUGCUCUCUUAUGGAGGAUUUAGUAAUUACUGUGAAUAAUUCAAAUAUCACAUCAAUAGAGCUUAUACGCACUUCCGUGAACUGUGAAGUAAUGAAAAUAUUUAUAUCAUGUUUGGUCAAUUCAAAAAUCACCAAUUUGCAUUUGAGUAAUGACAAUGAUGAUAAAUUAGACAUUGGCGCUGUGAAAUGUUUGGCACUUGCUUUAAAAGACACGCUAAUCUCCUCGCUCGACCUCAGUUGGAAUGGAUUGGACUGUGAAAGUUUGAAAGUUUUGGCACCAUGUUUGGUGGAUACAAAAUUAACAGUUCUCAAUCUAAAAGGAAAUAGAUUAGAUAAUAGAAAGGAGGAUAGGCGUAAAGGUUUUCUUUAUAGAAAGUAUGAUGUUGGUGUACAAUAUCUUGCACUAGCUCUGAAAAACUCAAAAAUAACAGAUUUGAAUAUUGCUAAUAAUUAUUUGACAUGCAAAAGCCUGAUGAAUAUCAUACUGAGUUUGCCGGAUACAAAAAUUACAAAACUCAAUAUCGGAGAUAAUGAAGUUUGUUGUAAUCUGAUUUAUUUGGCUAAUAUUCUGAAAAAUACUCAAAUUAGUUUUCUAUGUCUUGGUAGGAUGAGCCCCAGUGUAUAUUCCCCCUAGAACAGUAUAUUCUAGAGUAAAUGAUAUCAUAUCUGAUAACAGAUGUACCGGUACCUCACUACUUAAUCUUUGCAGAGAAAUUAGAUGCACAUUCGCUUUGUAUUAUCUUUUCAAUAAAGAUCUGUUGCAGAUUCAAAAACUUACCUCCCUCAACCUCAGUGGAAAUCAGAUUGCUUGUUGUGGAGAACUGAAAGAACUUUGUCAGUUCUUGACAAAAUCACAAAUUGUUUCAUUAGAUCUCAGUGACAACAGAAUCAAUUGCGAUGGCGUUUAUUAUCUAGCACAAGUCUUGCAAUCCACUAAAAUUUAUUCAUUAAAUCUAGCAGGGAAUGAAAUUUCUACUAAUGGUGUUAAACAUUUGACCCUGAAUUUUUCGGGGUCACAGCUAACAAAACUUGAUCUAUCACAUAACUUGAUUACAGACGAGAGCAUUGACUACCUAUAUGAAAUUCUCGUAGAAACAAAAAUCAAAGAUCUCAAUCUACGUGGGAACCAUAUUGGACGCCAAGCUGUAAAUCACUUGUGUGAACGAGUUCCUGAAAUUACUAUUCAAUUUGAUUUGAUCAAUGAUGAUUUUUCUCACCAUAUUAAUAUGUACAAGUAUCCAGAUUGUAUUAUUGAGAUUCACCAGGCAUUCCUUGAUAGAGGGAUUGAAAGUGUAAUUAAUUAUGUACGAGAUAAAACCGAAAUCACAAAGGUAUACAUCAAUUCCCGUGAAACCCAAUUUCAUCAUAGCUUCAAACCAGCCGAUUUAGUUGAUAUGAUUCAUUCUAGUAACAUCAACAUCACUGAAAUUGAAAUGGAAGAAUCUUGUAAGUUUCCAUAUUAUUUAUUUAAAAGCUUACCUCAAUUGACCUUGAAUGGACCAGGACGAGAGUAUGCACCUGGUGACGAAGGGGAGAAAAUUAUUGAACUAAGAAAAAAUACAAAGAAAUUCGGGCUCGUAGGUUUCCGGUUCAGCAAUAUUUUGUACCUCAAUGUAAGCGGUAACAAUAUGGAGGAUGACAUAUUAAAAUUGCUUGCUGAGGCAUUGAAGCGCAACACCAUGAAUAAAAAACAGAAUAAUUAUUUGAUAUCUUUGAAUUUGAGUAAUAACAAAUUGGGAGCAAGAAGUGUUGAAUUGCUUGCAGAAGUCCUUCCAUCUAUACCAUCAUUAACCUACAUCGAUCUGCAUGGCAACAAAAUAGGAUAUUCAGGAUUCAAAUCUCUGAUGGAAGUAGUUGACAAAACAAGCCUGUGUUGGCUUUCGUUGGGAGACAAUAAUAUCGAAGACCAGUUGCAGGAAAGCAUUGAACUAUCUCCUUACAUUGUGCCCCGAAAGGGUGAUGAAACGCCAGUUGCUUUCCAAGUGAGGUACUUAUUCAGGCAACUGGUGUCAAUGAACACAUGCAGUGGUGAACUUGAAUUCACAAUUCCCACAACCGACUCAAACCCUCCCGUCAAUAUCACCCACUAUCCCAAGCUGCUCAAGAUCUAUUCUGCAUUGAAAAUGACGUGAAAUAUCUCAACGUGCAAGUUUAUGACAACUAUUACAUGAAAAGUAAGAGGCAUGACAGACGGCUUUUGGAAAAAAUGAGAAAUUUGGGAAUGAAAUUGAGAAAAGAUUUUUAUCAUUCAUUAACAGCAUCUCAAAUCAAACGAAACUCGAACAGGCAUUUGGCUAUGACAGCUUUGUUGUUCUUGUCAGGGAGUGUGAACGCCUAGAGUUGAAUGAAUGUGUUGAAUCUCUAUUACUCCAUCGAGUGUUGUAUUAUGUGGAUGAUGAUGAAGAGAUAUUGCAUCCAUUCAUUUAUAGAAUGAUGCACAAAUACAGUAUGCCUCUAUAUUGUAAACAAAUCGAACCAAAUAAGAGGAAGCAAAUAAUUGCUUAUUACAAUAAUCAUCCGGAAAUCGAAGAAGCUGAGGCACUAAUUGAUUUGUUAGCAUCUAUGUCACAAGAGGAAAAUUGAUAUUUCUGGUAACAAAGCAGCCAUCAGCCUUAUCUUGACAACGAAUUAUGAAUUAUGUUAGCGAAUGACUUUUAAUUCUAGUCCAAACCUAGAAAAUAUAACAUUUUUGCUGUUUGUUUCUUUGUUCUGAAUCUAAGAUCGUUUUAAUUCUGUUGUGAACACAAUAUUAUCUAUUUACAGUUUCAAAAUAUUUUCCAAUAAGAGACAGUUGUCAGUAAUCUAAUUAUGUUUUGUUGGAUAAUUUACAUUUAUACAUUCAUUUUUCACAUAAUUAUGUUGAAUGAGUCGAAUAAUGAUUGAUAAUUAUUUAUUCUUAUUUCAACAUAGCAUCCAAUUUUUUAA
Nilaparvata lugens (brown planthopper) is the source of this 5365-nucleotide messenger RNA. RefSeq lists its product as uncharacterized. Lineage: Eukaryota; Metazoa; Arthropoda; Insecta; Hemiptera; Delphacidae. The record is from RefSeq and is a predicted model, not a curated record. The coding region runs from base 972 to 3074 and encodes 700 amino acids. The transcript is spliced from 2 exons.